GCAAACAUUACUGCCCUUGCCUGCUUGCCUCUGCCUGUAAAAACUGYUGCCGUCACCCUCCCAUUGUCACCCUGCUGGUGUCACCCUGCUGGUGUUACCCUCUUGGUGUCACCGUACUGGCGUCCCUUUCCCGGCGUAGAGCAGYAGGUCUGAGUCCAGUUCAGAGGGUAACUAACAAGCUCCUUCUGCCUGAAAACCAACCCUGUGGAGCAGCCCAGGCACAGAGGAGGGGAGCAGCAAGGAACAGAAGCAAACCAGUGUAGCAAAUUGCACCUUGCAACUCAGAGGACGAUGUUUAUAUACCUUGGAAGACUCUGCUAGAGCUCAGACCAACACAGAGUGCUGGGAAGGAACCAUCCAACACAACACAGGGGUGCAGCACUCCCAACUGGAAGGGAAAAUCCCCAGGCUAUCUAGCCUUUGACUUUGCCAUGGCCAUGAAAACAACCAGCUCAAAGAAAUACCUCCAGCUGCUCCUUUUUCAGGUUGCUUUUCUAGGGCCUGUCUUCUGUGGGAAGAUACUGGUGUGGCCAACAGAAGGCAGCCACUGGCUGAAUAUGAAUGUGAUGAUCCAGGAGCUCAUCCGCCACGGGCACAGCUUUACCAUCCUGGUGUCCAACGCCACCCUCUUCAUUGAUCCCAAGCCUAAGGCCACGGAGAAGUUUGAGACCUAUUAUGUGCCCUUCAAGAAAGAUGUCCCUGAGAGCCUGAUUAAUGGAAUAGUGGAUCUAUGGCUCAACAACAGGCCAACCAUCCUGACCUUCUGGCAGUUUUACAAGGAACUGGGAAGACUCUCUGUAAGCUGGCAGGAGAUGAACAAGCUCAUGUGUGAUGCAGUGCUGACCAACCAAGAGCUGAUGGCUCGUCUGCAGAGGUCUGGCUUUGAUCUGCUGCUGUCAGACCCAGUGACGCCCUGUGGGGAGCUCAUAGCUCUCAAGCUGGGCAUUCCCUUUGUCUACUCUCUACGUUUCUCCCCAGCCUUCACUCUGGAAAGGCACUGUGGCAAGAUCCCAACCCCACCAUCCUACACGCCCGCAGCCCUGUCUGAGCUCACUGACCACAUGUCCUUUUUGGAGAGGGUAAAAAACUUUGUAUCUUACCACCUGCAAGACUACGUUUUCCAGAGCUACUGGGGACAUUGGGAUACCUACUACAGCAAGGUGGUGGUCUGGCCCACCGAUGCCAGUCACUGGAUCAAUGUGAAAGUGCUCCUGCAAGGGCUCGUUCUCCGGGGCCAUGAUGUGACUGUGCUGGUGCCCUCAAGCAAUCUGCUCAUSAACUACCAGGAUACCUCCUCCCCUUUCACUUUUGAGGUCCUGCAAGUGCCCUUUAGCCAGGAGACCCUGGAUGCCUUCAUGGAGGAGUUCCUCAAUUUCUGGAUGAAUGAAGYCUCUAAUCUCUUCCCCUGGGAGAUCAUGUGGACGAUGAAAGAACAGCUGGAGGACUUUACCAAAAUGUCAAAGCAGACCUGUGAUACCGUGGUGAUGAACUCUCACCUGAUAGCAAAGCUGCAGAAGAGCAAGUUUGAUGUUCUGAUCGCUGACCCCCUGUCUGUUUGUGGGGAACUUGUAGCAGAAAUCCUAGAGAUCCCUUUUGUCUACAGCUUCCGCUUCUCUGAGGCAAACGUGGUAGAGCGGCUGUGCGGUGGGCUCCCGUCCCCACCUUCCUAUGUGCCUGCUAGCACAAUGGGGCUGACAGACAACAUGUCCUUUAUGCAAAGACUACAGAACUUCCUCUUCUACUUUUGCAUGGAUUUAUUUUUCUUGAAGUUUUGGCAAGAUGAAUGGGAUGGGUACUACAGUAAUGUCUUAGGAAGGCCCACAACCCUGUGUGAGACGAUGGGGAAAGCAGAGAUUUGGUUAAUCAGAACAUACUGGGAUUUUGAAUUCCCACGCCCUUUCCUGCCCAACUUUGAGUUUGUUGGAGGACUUCAUUGCCAGCCUGCAAAACCAUUACCAGAGGAAAUGGAAGAAUUUGUUCAGAGCUCAGGGGAACAUGGCAUUAUCGUAUUCACUCUUGGGUCGAUGGUCUACAACYUAAGUGAUGAAAAAAGUAAUGUGAUUGCCAGAGCCCUCAGCCAGCUUCCACAAAAGGUCCUCUGGCGA
This is a messenger RNA of Malurus melanocephalus (red-backed fairy wren), 2105 nucleotides long. Its product is annotated as UDP-glucuronosyltransferase 2C1-like. Lineage: Eukaryota; Metazoa; Chordata; Aves; Passeriformes; Maluridae. Gene Ontology annotation, molecular function: UDP-glycosyltransferase activity. The transcript is spliced from 7 exons. The annotation marks the transcript as partial. The record is from RefSeq and is a predicted model, not a curated record.